Molecule: messenger RNA, 7527 nt
Organism: Salarias fasciatus (jewelled blenny)
Lineage: Eukaryota; Metazoa; Chordata; Actinopteri; Blenniiformes; Blenniidae
Gene: klf4
Product: Kruppel like factor 4
Exons: 5
Coding region: 5172-6503 (443 amino acids)
Biological process (GO): regulation of transcription by RNA polymerase II
Molecular function (GO): RNA polymerase II cis-regulatory region sequence-specific DNA binding; DNA-binding transcription factor activity, RNA polymerase II-specific
Source: RefSeq, a predicted model, not a curated record
CCCGCUUUCACAUUUCCCUACUGCAGAAAUGAUUGCGUUAUGCGCUGUAGCUGGUCACCGCGGAGCGUGGAGACCAAGUGGCGCAGUGAAAUUGUGAUAAACAUCAAAUUACUCCUGUCGGUGACAAAAACUGUCUCUGUUUCUCACAUUUUUUGUGGCUCGGGCCGUCGCCCUCAGAAAAAGGACUGCUUUUGAGACUGAGCUUAAUAGCAUACCUUAUGGAGGAGUGAACAGAAAUAACUGCUUUGGCAGCGUUUCGUUCAGAAACAAGUAGUCAGGCCCAUUAGUGUUUCUCUUAAUAUGCAACUUUAUUCUUGUAAGUGGAGGAUUUUUGCAACAUUUACUUGGCCUUCUUUUCCUUUCCGAAACAGCAUUUUGAUGGAUCCUUAAAAUAGAGUAGCAAAGGAACGAGAAAAUUAUUAAAAUGAGGGAGACUCGAGGUUCAGAGGGUUGCCUAAGGACUCUUGGACACAUGGAAAAGACAACAUGGGAAUCAAACCAGCUCACUUUACCAACUGAGUCACUUCAAUACUACUGUAAAAUUAAAUGACUGAAACAAAGGUCUACCAUUCUACCAGCAUUUUUUUUAAGAUAUGGGUUCAGAAUGAGUCUUCAAUUGCAUUUUGGUAAUGAUUUAAUAAUAUAGGGGAGACACAUGCAUUCGCAGUAUCUUUAAUCCCUGCUGUUUUCCAUACGGCACAUGCUUGGUCAGCAUUUUCUCACUGCUCUGUGAAGCUUUUUUUUUUUUUUUUCCUGUGCUGUCACUGUAACUGAGCUUGUGUGUAUAGUUUAAGAUAAAAGGCUGCUCCUAUCUGUGGGCAGAGGGCGUGUACAGCAGAUCAACACGCACAUUAUCGUCAAGUUUACCCUUGGCCUGAUGCCCUGGCUCCUCUCUCAUGAUGGCAUCUGACGUGGUUUCUGUGCCUCCGAGCCCAUCGAACAUGUCCCGACAGCAGACGGUGCCACAUUUGUUCGAUCUACAAAGAAUUUAUACAUUCUUGUUCAGUUUUUUUUUUUUUUUUUUAACAGUUUCAGACUUUAUGCAAAAAUUAUGUUUCAUAUUGAUAAAAAGAUACAUUGACAGCUCUGAUACUUCACGAAGCCAAGUGUAAUAGUGUUGCUGGCAAUGUCCAGUUUGACUUUAUAAUUUUGGUAACACCCUCAUUAUGGCUUAAUGGGGCUGCGAGAAUGACGUAAUCCUACUGAGACCCCAGACUCAACGGAAAACCCCCUCAACAAUGAUCCGUCUCUGACCCGGGCCGUGCCGCUGUGUCCUCAACACCUGCUGCUCGCCUGCACAUGCUUUCUCCUCACUUAUAUCAUUCUUUUUUCUUUUUUUUUUCUUUAAAACUUGCUCCUCGUCCCCCACUUCUCGCCACAUCCUCCAUCUGGCUUGUUUCACCACUGGACUGCAGCUUCACACUUUAUUCCCACGUUCAACCGCGCACUCCUGGAAAGAAAGCAGAAGAACCGAAAUACUUAAAUGUUUCAUUCCUUCGUGUAUAUUUUGAUCUAAUUGGGCUGAUACGGCGGCUUGUUCUGUUUUUUAGCACUCGCAGCUUGGCUCAGGAAGCUGGCACUGCAGCAGCAGCUAUGGCGACGAUGUUGAUAGUGACGAUGAAGACAAUAAUAAUGGUAGGAGUAAUGGAAUACUACUCUCAGGUCUGUAGUGGCUGCUUACGCACGUAUCGGAGUGAGUCACCGGGAGGGGAGGGUCUUUCUUCACUUCAGCUCCGCGCUGAGGUAUUUUAAAUAGUGCCGGGGAAAAAAAAAAAAAAAAACUGGUUUGACAGACAGUUGCACAAUCUGGAUUCUCGUGUUAUUGAGCGCAGGGAAAGUGGUAGUUGAUGCGUUGAUGAAAGCUGUGUGUGCAGAUGAAAGUGAGGGAAGGCUAAAUAGAAGGGAUGAAGAGAAAGCUGAAGGGAGAAACAGUGCAGGGGGAAAAUAAACGUGCCAUUUGGAAGACAGUUUAUCAUUAUCGCCCUCACUUUGUGGGGCUUGCAGAGUAUUUUACAACACAGCAGUCAAUGUGUAAAUGACUUUGUUAGUGAAACAUAAGAAUAAUAAUUGUUAAAUAUUUUUGUGUGAUGAUCUGCUAUUAUCUUGCAGAGUCAGUGUUUUCACAGUUAAAUCAUUUUUUCUCCCAUACUAAGUUUUGUUGACUGGAUGCGUGUUUGUUAAAAUGUAAAUUGAUCAUAUUUAUUGGCAAUGUUGGGGUAGUUUCUCAAAAAAAGUAUUUAAAGUAAUUAGUUACUUGUUACUUGUUACUUCUGUAAAUUAUAAUGACAUUACUGCAUUUAAAAAGUGAUUUUGCAAUUGUGUGUAUUUACUUGAACAAACAUCCCCGCCGUAUCGUCACUUAGCCCGUCCACACAGUGUUUAAUGUAGAAUGUAAACAAAAUGGCUGUAAAGCUGUAGGAACGAACAACGUCUCUGUCUGCGGGAAGAGACAGGCGCACAAGUCUCAUGACACAGGAUUUUAAAAACAUGAGGAGUAAAAGUCUUCUCCUAAAAACAAAAAGCUUUCUUUCCAUUCACGUCAGACAAAAAAAUGAAAUGGUCACUAAUCAAAAUAAAAAUAAAGAUCUGAUGAUUUUAUCCGAUAAAAUUAAGGCAGACAUGUACAUGAAACCAUAAAAAAGAAACAGGAAAUGCAACUUAUUUUAUUUAUUUUAUUCAAUACACAGAAAAGACAAAAAAUAGUUUAUACAUUGUAGGUUUGUAAGUGGCUGGAAUUGAUCCCAGCUUUAGGUGGCGGUGGGAUACACCCUCACAAGGUCAGCUCAGAGAUACAGUCACACACAUUCAUGCUUACGGGCAUUUUUAGAGCCACCAAUUGGCCUCAAGUGCGUGUUUUUGGAGUAUGGAAGGAAACCAGAGUACCUUGAGAAAAACCGCAUACGCAGACAAACACGGGACGGAAAGCCCAGAGAGGGAAAACAGCACCCUUCUUAACCAGUGAACUCAUUUAACUGCAUGGAAUUAAAAGAAAAAGAAAAAAAAAAAAAAGAAUUGAGGGGACGAUUCUGCGUAGAAGCGUUGAUCCAAAAUGCGUUGUUCAAGGCAGAGGUGAGCUGUUCCAAAAAUAGCUUUGUGUCUUCCCUGUGGUGGUUCCCAGCUCUGUGACAGAGGAGUGAAACUGACACUGUAAUCUUCUCGGCAGUACAAUAAACCCAACUUCUAUUCAUAUGGCGCUUUCACACACACACACACACACAGACAACCACAUGCAGAACGAGGAAAUGAGGAUAGUCAUAGCUCCUGGGUAUGUUCGAGCACACAAACGCAACCGUUCGGCCCCAGCGUCAACUCAGUCACAACAGGUACACAAACUGCUGAUUGUUUCUCUCUUCACGUCAUCCCGCCGCCUGCCCCGGCCAGCUCACGUACUCCGUCGCUCGGUGCAGGAAGUCGCUCCUUAUAGUACCGAUUUAACAAGAAAAUACACGGUAAGAUUUAAAUAGAGAAAAAGAAAAGCUUUUUCUUGUUGUAUGGGAACAUGGUUCCACUUUCAUUAAAGCCUCCAAGACAAACAAAAAGUUGUAUUUUUCCUCCAGGGCACAGAGUGUGUGUGUGUGUGUGUGUGUGUGUGUGCAUAAGCUGACAUGGGGCUUGCAUGCCCACGCCUCACAGGCUUUUUGUGUUCCAUAGUCAGUCCACAUCACAUUUUCCCCGGUAUAGAUGUAACUAGCUCAUGUCUGCCGUGUGUGUGAGCCGGCAUACAUACUGCAUCUUGGCAUUACGGUGUCGUGAAGGAAGCAAUAAGUCCCCUCACACACUCUCACACCAUCGGCGAGCUGGAGGCCAUCCACUCUGGACUGUAAAGUCUAUAAACCGAUGCAGGGCAACGAGGUCACAUAGUUUGAGAGAACCGCUGCAGUGAGUCACACAGUUCGCUUAAAAAAAAAAAAAAAGUCUAGUGGCUUGAGGUAUUGUUGGAAAAAACACACAAGGGCACGUUAUACAAAAGUACUGAAAAGCGUGAGAUACGUCUCUGGAAACCUGUCGACGGCGCAUCCAAACCUAACUGCACCAUCACCGUCAUUUAGUCAUUUUGUUUUGUGUGCAGGAUUUUUGAAAAAGUAAGAAAGUAGAAAGAAUUCAUGACAUGUAUUAACCUCAACUGCUUCUUUUAUGGACUGUGGGGAGGUUCCUAGAGUGCGCACAGAAAAUCGAAAUACGCACAGGGACAAUAUGCAAACUCAACACAGAAAGGCCUCCAAGCUGGACUCGGAUUGUGGCUUUUUCUGUGAGGUGAGAGUGCGGACCACAGCGGUGUGUGACCCAGAGGGAAAUGACCACAUUUUUCAAUGUGAUCAAAUUGAUACAGAUAAUAUAAACUUCACAAAUGAAGAAGUAAAAUGCCGUUUAACCUCUCUGUCUCUCUCUGCUCGUGUUCCUAUUCUGCACGUUUGGUCUUAACGUCGUUUGACUUUUCACUUUGCUACAUUUCCAAUGCUUUCUUCCUGAUUAGUUUAUAAAUACUGAGGUUGAAUGUCUUUUUUCCAUCCUCUUUCCAGUCUAUCUUCUUCACUAAAGAUCAAUAAAACUCUGCGUGCAAAAAUUACAGUAAAUGUGCCAAAACACAGCCAAAAUCUAAUGAUUACCAUCCUUUUGUCAUGUUUAUUAAAACGACUGCCAAGGAAAGCCUAAUUUGAUUCUUGAGACCUUCGUGUUUUCUCUCAGACCUUGUUGUUGAGGGGGCUCCGUUCUGUGUCAUGAAUGUUGUUAGCAGAUGGAGAACUUACUCAUUCGCCUUCAAAGUCUGCCGGUGACUGUAGUUGUUACGACACCAGAGAGUCUCUGAUGUCUUUUCAAAAAAUAUCUGCACACGAGCGUGCUUUGCUGAUGUGGCAGAUUUCCCAUUCUGGUUCUAAAGAAAUCCAUGCGAACCCACCAAUUUAGUUCUAACAGCCAGUUUGCUUCUCAAACUCAUUAAAUCCAUGUGUCUAAUGAACAGCCUGUGUUGUAGCGCUCGCUCGGUUUAAUGGUAGUGCUCUGUACCUUACUGUGGGACUAAGCAUGCACUUUAACAUUGUGUGUCUAUGUUUUUAUUUCUCUUAUGCGGGUGAUUUGAUUCUGAGGAAGAACAUUUACCUGCUUUGAACCAGAAAGAACCUCAACCGAGACACCGAGUUGAUUACACAAGGCAGCCUCCAAAUGACGUCGAGAUGGCUCUAGGUGGGACACUUUUGCCGUCCAUUUCCACGUUUGCCAGCGGCCCCACUGUCAAGAGUAAAUCCAUAGGAAGUGCCAAUUUAAGAUGGAAGGAAGAGCUGUCCCAUCUUAAGAGAUUCAGCGUUCCAGCCGGAAGUAGCUGCCCGAACCCGGACCACCCCGCCGCCGCCAGCACGACGAGCCCCAGCAUGUCCAAGAAAGACGCCGAGCCAGACCUCGAUUUAGAUUAUGACUUUAUUCUAUCGAACUCCAUUCUACAGCAACAGCAACAACAGCAACAGCAGCAGCAGCAGCAGCAGCAACAGCAGCAGGAGGACAGCAUGGCGUGCGGCUCCGCUCAGGCCCUGUCUCCGUCCCCGGGUUCCUUCUCCUCAUCUUACCCUCUUCCGUCCCCUCAAAGCACUGCCAGCGACCUGCUCUAUACCAUCCCAGACAUCAGUGAUGUUUCGCCCUCUGGAGGCUUUGUGGCAGAACUCAUGAGGCCCGAGUUGGACCCGGCGUACCUCCACCCCACCAGCCUCCACGGCAAGUUCGUGGUCAAGACGACAAUGGACAUGGGGGAAUACGGGCAGUCCAUGAACGUGAGCAAGGCCUGCGUCAACGCCGUGUCGGACCCGGCGACCCCGCGCGCCUCGCCGUCCUUCCCGUGUCACCGGAUAAAGCAGGAGAACCCCAGCAACUGCACCAUCUCGCAGCCCAUGGACCUACACCUGGUGGGGGUGAACUCCCAGGGCAGGGGGGGCCCGCAGCAGCGGCCCAGCCACCUGGAUCUACACGGGUUCUCCGGCGGGGGGCGGUCCAUGACGAGCGGCAGGUUAUCCUCAUCCUCCUCCCUCUCUCCGGACCAUCCUCUCAGCCGGGAGCACCAGGUGCUGGGCCAUCCCCACUCUCAGCUUCCUCUACCUCCACAGGGCUACCACCACAGCUCCCCGCAGGGCUACACCUCCUACGCCCAGACGUCGUCCCUGCAGUAUCAAGAGCCCCUCAUGAUCUCCAGCGGGGACUGCCUGCCGGAGGAGACCAAGCCCAAACGCGGCCGGCGCUCCUGGCCGAGGAAGAGGGUGGCGACACACACGUGCGACUACGUCGGCUGCGGGAAGACGUACACAAAGAGCUCCCACCUCAAGGCGCAUCACCGGACGCACACAGGGGAGAAGCCUUACCACUGCGACUGGGAGGGCUGCGGCUGGAAGUUCGCGCGUUCGGAUGAGCUCACCCGCCACUACAGGAAGCACACCGGCCACCGGCCGUUUCAGUGCCAGAAGUGCGACCGGGCGUUCUCGAGGUCGGACCACCUGGCUCUCCACAUGAAGAGACACUUAUGAGGCCCCCGGCGGGAGGACGAGACGAGGCGGCAGAGUGGACGAAGGCUCCAGAAACCCUGAACAAACUUGUGACCUACACUUUCUAAAGCCAUAAUUUGCCUUCGAAGCCGACGUCGAGCAACAAGACAAGCUGUGGUGUUCAUGGCUAAAAGAACGUUUUCUCCUCUUACGAGCCUAGAAUUUCUCUCAAGACUGAUCCUGACGUCGCGCAGGUGACUCGACAAGACCUCUCAACCAGGGUUGUAAACUUUGAUGAAAGGGACCAAACUGGAAUUUGUCUUAUUUAACCGACAAAACUUGGAGGACCAGGUGCCAACAGCUUUUAACUGGAAAAAUGUAUUUUUUUCGUCAGGGAAUCCAGGAGCAACAGACAAAAACAUCUCCAGAGGCCUUCUACCAGCAUCACGCCGUCAUAGUUUAACUACACACUGUUCAAAAUACUGUAUUAAUAAAUACACUAUAUUUAUACACACAUUUCACCUGCGUUGCCAUCGAUUUCAGGUACAAUGUUAAUUUAUACAGAAUGGUGCUCAGUAACUCUGAAGAAGGUUUUUUUUCUUAUUAAAAGGUACCAAAGAUAAAGAAAAUUAUUCAAAAGGGUGAAAUGACAAAGUGCCAUACAGCUGAUUGUGUGUUUCAAGGAAACGUCUCAAUACGACUCAAAUCAGGUGAACGCUUUUUAAAAUGGUGAUGGCAAUCUACAAACGCACUGCAGCUGCAAAGUGCAAUAAUUUAUAUGAGACAUUCAUAUUUUUGUAUUGAAUGAGUAACUCUGAACAAAGAUUUUUUUUUGUUUAUAGCCAAAAAUAUGUAAUAUAAUCUUGAAUUUUGUACAUUUGUAAAUAAAAAUGCUUUGUUAUGGUUUUGUAUUUUACAUUAUAAUAAAAUAAAAUGUAUUUGAAAUAACAAAACCAGCUUGACCUUUAUACGAUUUCUUGGUAGCCACACUAAAAAAAAAAAACAUUUUAUAUAAAGUAAAGCAUUAGAAACACCUUGCUUGUCAAGUCCUAGGAAAUUAUUAGUA